Nerophis lumbriciformis (worm pipefish) is the source of this 7318-nucleotide messenger RNA. The record is from RefSeq and is a predicted model, not a curated record. Lineage: Eukaryota; Metazoa; Chordata; Actinopteri; Syngnathiformes; Syngnathidae.
UCAGCGGGUCCUCCCAUGACGCCGCCUUCUUCCUCUUCAGCGGGUCCUCCCACGACACCACCAUUGCCUCCAGCGCGUCUCUCCAUGACUCUGCCAUCUUUGUUUUCAGCUGGUCCUCCCACAGCGCUGCCAUCUUCGUUUUCAGCGGGUCCUCCCACGACGCUGCCAUCUUCGUCUUCAGAGGGUCUUUCCACGUUGAUGACAUCGUCUUUAGUGGGUUGUCCCACUACGCCGCCAUCUACAGCGGGUCCUUCCACGACUGCCAUUGUGUCCAGUCGAUUCUCCCACGGCAUUGCCAUCUUCGUCUUCAGCAGGUCCUCCCACGACGCCGCCAUUGUCUCCAGCGCUUCUUUCCAUGACUCUGCCGUCUUCGUUUUCAGCUGGUCCUCCCACUACGCUGCCAUCUUUGUCUUCAGCGGGUCCUCCCACGACACCACCACCUUCGUCUUCAGCAGGUCUUCCAACGACGCCUCGCCAUAGUCUUCAGAGGGUUUUGCCACGACUCCGCUAUCAUAGUAUUCAGCGAGUCCUCCCACAACACCGCCAUUGUCUCCAAUGGGUCCUCCCACGACGCUGACAUCGUCUUCAGCUGGUUUUCUCACCACACCGCCAUCUUUGUCUUCAGCGGAUGCUCCCACCACGUCGCCAUCUUCGUCUUCAACGGGUCCUCCCACCAAGCCCCCAUCUUCGUCUUCAGCGGGUCUUUCCACGACGCCAACAUCGUCUUUAAGCAGUUUGGGUGAAGAUGCUGAGGAGCUGCUGAUACGGGUGCUGAUAGGGGCUAGAGGCAGGUGGGCGCCAAACCUCCAGUAGACGCUGAUUGACAGGUCAUAGAAACCGGAGAGUUGGAUGGUGGUUUUAAACUAGGAAGAACUGACCCGAACCAAGACCAAUAUGGAAUUCCGACUGGGAUUUAGGAUCUUCUUGGUCUUGGUCAUCCUGACUCUUUCAAGGGAGAAUGUGGAUGCUCAGAGGGCAGGGUGCAAAAACGUCCAUUAUGACCUAGCGUUCAUCCUGGAUACCUCGUCCAGUGUAGGCAAGGAGAACUUUGAGAAGAUCAGGCAAUGGGUGGCCAACCUCGUGGAGUCCUUUGACCUGGCGCCAGAUAAGACUCGAGUGGCUGUUGUACGCUACAGCGACCGGCCCACCACAGAAUUUAACCUGGCGAGAUACAGGACCCUGGAAGACGUGAAGCAGGCCGCCAGAAACAUACGCUACCUUGGAGGGAAUACAAUGACCGGGGACGCUAUUAGCUACACCACCGACAACAUCUUCUUGGAGCAAAACGGGGCCAGGCCAUUGGGAGCCAAGGGCAUCCAAAGGGUGGCUAUUCUGCUCACCGAUGGCCGGAGUCAGGAUUACGUUCUUGAGCCGUCCAAGUUGGCCGCCAGAGCUGGCAUCAGGAUGUUUGCAGUGGGCAUCGGCGAGGCGCUGAAGGUGGAACUGGAAGAGAUCGCGGCGGAACCGAAGAACGCUCACGUCUUUCACGUGACGGACUUUAACGCCAUCGAUAAGAUCCGAGGUCGGCUCAGGAGGAGGCUCUGUGAGAAUGUGCUGUGUCCAAAUAUGAAGGUGCAACCUGAUCGCUUUCAACCAAGCAGUACCAGCUACGGCCUGCAGCAGGUUCCUGGAUUUGACCUGAUGGAGUACUUCAGUGUCAGAGACAUUCUGGGGAGCAGACUUGAUGAGGGCCAAAGUGCCUACGUCCGUCUUGGCACCAUGCCAAUUGUGCAGCAGACUGAAGACGUGUUCCCUCAGGGCUUGCCGGAUGAAUACGCCUUUGUCACCACGUUUAAGUUCAGGAAAACCUCAAGACGAGAAGAUUGGUACCUUUGGCAGGUCUUUGACAAAUAUGGAAUACCACAGGUGUCCAUCAGGCUGGAUGGCGAAAACAAGGCGGUGGAGUACAAUGCCGUGGGCCUGACCAAGGACGCCGUGCGAGCCGUCUUCAAGAACUCUGAAGUGGACAACCUAUUUGACCGCAACUGGCACAAGAUUGCUCUGAGCGUGGAGGCCAAGAGCGUGUCUCUCUACCUGGACUGUAAACACAUUCAGACGCUGCCCAUCGGAGACAGGGAGGACAUCGACAUCCAGGGGAAGACGGUCAUUGGGAAGAGGUUGUAUGACAGCGUGCCAAUUGAUUUUGACCUUCAGAGGAUGGUGAUUUACUGUGACUCCAAACAUGCCGAGCUGGAAACCUGCUGUGAUAUACCCAAUGGGCCUUGCCCCCAGAAGGUGGUGACAGAAGCUCCUCCAGUGCCCAUCCCCACCCCCACCCCCACUGUGGCCGAGCAACAGCUGGGCCGCCAUACCAACUGCUCCUGCCCUGAAGGAGAAAAGGGAGCGACUGGAGCACCUGGCCUCGCAGGUCUCAAGGGUGAAAAGGGUGAUGCCGGCGCUCGAGGUCUCGCCGGGCUGCAGGGCCUGAUGGGAGAAAAAGGAGAAACUGGCAAAGUAAUCUCUGUCAGAGGUGAGAGAGGGGAGAAGGGUGAUAGAGGCACAGUGGGGCUGACAGGUGCCCUUGGACAGAAGGGAGAGAAGGGAGUGUCUGGUAUUCCUGGUAUUGAUGGGCUAUCUGGAGACAGAGGAGACAAAGGGGAGGCAGGACGGGCUGGCACUCCUGGACUUACUGGUCUGACUGGAUCAAAGGGAAUUCAAGGUGAUACAGGAUAUGCAGGGUCACCUGGACCAAAAGGUGUCGGUGGCGACCGGGGAAUAAAGGGUGAAAAGGGAACGACGGGACCCAGCGGGACCUCCGGUUUGGAUGGAUUUCCUGGAAAACCUGGCGUUCCUGGCCAAGAUGGUUUGAGGGGACUGACUGGUUUUCCUGGGGCCAGCGGGGUGAAAGGUGACAAGGGGGAGCGGGGAAUUCCCGGUUUACCUGGUGAUGUGUAUCAAAAAGAGGGCCUGAGAGGAGAAAAGGGCGUUGGAGGACCUUCUGGGCCGGCAGGAGCUGAUGGCCCACCAGGACCACCUGGUCCUCCUGGUCUACAGGGUCUACCAGGGGAGCCUGGAGAGUUUGGCCAAAGGGGAAAGAAAGGUGAAAGUGGAUUACCUGGAGUUGAUGGACUUCCUGGACCUCCUGGUCCUUCGGGUCCAGCGGGACCACCAGGGAAGACGGGUAACACCGGACCACCUGGUCUGCCGGGUGAAAUUGGAUUUUCAGGCAAACCUGGCGAGCCUGGAAAACCUGGUGUUCCUGGUAAAGACGGACUGGAUGGUCUUCCUGGUAAUGAUGGACCCAUGGGUCCUAGAGGAGAGCGUGCAACAGAUGGUUUUCCUGGCAAGCCUGGACCAAAGGGUGAUGAUGGGCCUCCUGGACCAAGAGGACCUCCUGGGGAGCGAGGAGAGGCUGGUGCUCCUGGUCAAUCAGGUGUUGACGGAGCAAGAGGAGAGAGGGGGACUCCGGGUGAAAGAGGACAGGAGGGACCAUUUGGGCCAAAAGGUGAAAAGGGUGACAAGGGUGAAAUAGGAGCCAGGGGGCCACCUGGUAUUGCUGGAGAUGUAGCAAGUGUAAUCCCUGAGCCGGGAGAACCUGGAAAACCAGGAGAAAAGGGAGAGAAAGGAGAACAAGGACAUGCUGGAGAAAUGGGCCCUCGAGGAUUACCUGGCGAACAAGGCUUCAAGGGUCCACCUGGAGCAGCGGGUCCUACAGGUGACACAGGACCUCAAGGAGGGACAGGACAUGUUGGAGACCCAGGCCCUCCGGGUGUAGCUGGUCCUCAGGGGCUCCGAGGACUACCAGGCCAUGCGGGAAUACCAGGCAUCAUUGGGCCCCCUGGUGUUGCAGGAGAGAGAGGAGACAAGGGAGAACCAGGCAAACCAGGACAAGCAGGUCAACGAGGUUCACCUGGAGAACCUGGUUUGAUUGGACCUCCUGGACCCACAGGGAAGGGAAAAGAUGGCCUAUCAGGUGAACCAGGACCUCGGGGAAAUGAAGGACCCCCAGGACCAAAGGGCCCACCAGGAUCAGUAGGGGAGCCAGGGCCACAAGGGGACAGGGGCUCCCCAGGUGAAGGCAAAGUGGGAUCUCAAGGGUCUCCUGGAAAUAAUGGAGAUCCUGGAACUCCUGGCUUGAGGGGUCUGCCUGGUGUUGCUGGUCCUCAAGGCCCUGCAGGACAUAAUGGUCUGCCUGGAAGGCCCGGGGAGAAAGGAUCAGCUGGAGAGCCUGGAAAAGCAGUGGACCUUUCUGACUUAAAACUGAAAGACAUCUGUUCAGACUGCCCGGCAGGUCCACCUGGACCACCUGGAAUCCCGGGACUCCCAGGUGAUAAAGGACACCAGGGGGCUCCUGGGAAAAAUGGUCAAGACGGCUACCAAGGCCCGCCGGGACUACCUGGACCGCAAGGGCCUCCUGGAACUGACGGAGGAAAGGGACUCAAAGGCGACCGUGGAACUCCUGGAGCCCCAGGUGAUAAAGGAGAAAAGGGUCAUUCUGGACCUCCAGGCCACCCUGGUCCUGCUGGAAUGAUGGGCUCAGCUGGUAACGAUGGACAACCUGGUCCUGCUGGUCUCCCAGGACCCCCUGGAGAAAAGGGCAAAGAAGGUCUUAAAGGGAUCCAGGGACCUCCUGGUCUUCCUGGCCUGACAGGUCCACUUGGCAAGAUGGGCAAGGAUGGCCAACAAGGUGAAGCAGGAGAACCAGGCAAGCAAGGUGAACCUGGACCACCAGGAAACUCUGGACAACGAGGACUUCCAGGCUUCAAGGGCCACAGGGGAGAACCUGGCAGUCAGGGGUCAAAGGGAGAAGAUGGAAAGCCUGGACCACCUGGGCGGGAAGGCAAACCCGGAAAGGAGGGUCUAAAGGGGCCUCCAGGACCAGAAGGUCUUCUUGGACCAAGAGGAGAGCCAGGCAAACAAGGAGAACCAGGGCCAUCAGGCAAAGGAGGACUCCCUGGAACACCCGGUCUUCGGGGGGACAAGGGAGAACCUGGCAACCCUGGAUUACCAGGAUUCAGUGGGCCUAAAGGUCCUGCAGGUCCACCUGGUCCAGUUGGUCCUGAAGGGAAACAGGGAAUGCCAGGCAGGGUGGGCGACCGUGGCCUGAAAGGAGAGAAGGGCGACACGGGCAUCAAAGGAGACAAAGGACAAUCAGGAGAACCAGGUAUGCCAGGAAAUCCGGGACCACCUGGCCGAAAGGGACACACUGGAAUGAUGGGCAUGUCAGGACCACCAGGAGAAUUAGGAUCUCCUGGUCCUCAAGGACCUUCUGGAAACCCCGGAAUGCCAGGACCGAGGGGCGAGUCUGCUUCAGUGGAGCUGAUGAGACGUCUCAUUCAGGAGGAACUCAGUAAACAACUGGAUGCCAAGCUGGCCUACAUCACAGCUCAGAUGCAGCCAGCGCACGUCAAAAGUUCAGCAGGACGUCCGGGACCACCGGGUGCCUCCGGUAAGGACGGCAGUCCUGGACGACCUGGGCCACCUGGAGAACCUGGUAUGCCGGGACUGAACGGCGGAGAAGGAUCACGAGGACCCAUGGGACCUAAAGGUGAAAAGGGGACUGCGGGAGAAAAGGGAGAAGCAGGUGUCGGUGAAAGAGGCGAACAUGGUGCUCCCGGUCCAAUAGGUCCAGCCGGUAUUCCAGGCUACGGUAAAGACGGAAGCCCGGGACAAGCCGGAGCCCAAGGAGAACCAGGUAACCCCGGUCCUCACGGUCAACCAGGACCUCCAGGACCUCCUGGCCAGUGUGACCCCUCACAGUGUGCCUACUAUGCCAGCCUGGCCAACAGACCUCACACCAAGAACGUCAAAGGGACUUAAAGAGUUGUAUUUAUGAACAAUGUCUCAAUCCAGGACUUUUUUUUUUUUUGAGGACUGACGGUCAUUCUUUUUGUUUUCUGCUAUGAAGCUUUUUGGAUCUGACUUUUUCAGGAGAGCAGCUAAGUAUUUCUUCCUGACUUGCAUGCUUGCUGUACAACUCAUGGGAGAGAAGGCGCUCCCUCCAGGUAAACUCAAGCAUAUUUUACCUAGUGCAAUUAUUUCAGGCAAGUGAUGUUGAUUAGAUUUGUGCUUCUCGUGCUCUUAUUGGCCAAUAACUUUGAAAUAUCAUUUUAAUUAGGGAAUAAACCAAAGUAGCUCACCUCUCCUCCCAACUCCUUGAUUUGAGCUUUUCUACCUCAAAAAGUCCUUAAAAAAAACAAAUCAAUUUAAAAUAAAUAACUGUUGCACAGAAUUGAAGAUGAAUGACUUGCCUUGUGUGCAUCAAGUCAUUUAGAUUGUCGUAUAGAAGCUAUUUUUAUAGUAUUUUAUUAGGACUUUGAAGUGUUCUCACUAUAAUACAAAGUUAAGAGCCACCCUUUCCUCACACGCUGUGCGUAAAUAGGGCCCCGCCAUCUGUGGGAGCCCCCGUUUUGCUUGUAUAAUGUCAAUGAAUGACAAAAUGACAUUUUACCUUAAACAUAUUCCCAGCCCCUUCCUGCUCAGUCACUGAUAAAAUGGCAAAACGUCCCUAAAUGUUCUCAUUGUCCCCUACAGUGCUGUUACUGGUCCAAUUUCAGGAAGGUUUCAAAUUGAUGUUUUAAUUGUUUAUUUUGCAUAAAUUAUUGGACAAUGUAUUUCCUAUGAAUUAUUAUAUUACACAACCUGCAUAAAGUUAAAGUCAAGUUUAAUCAUGAUUCCCGAGCGCGUCCACUGCUGCUGCUCACUGCUCCCCUCACCUCCUAGGGGGUGAACAUGGGGAUGUGUCAAAUGCAGAGGAUAAUUUCACCACAACUCGGGUGUGUGUGUGUGUGUGUGACCAUCGUUGGGACUUUAACUUUUAAUCAAAAACAUAUUCAAAUAAUUUCACAAAUAGAAAUGUGAAUUUUUUUCUUUUUUUGCUAAGAUCCCCGAUUUAGAAAGAAAAUAAUCGCCAAUAAGUCAAUCCUAUACAAACUGUCAGUAUACAUUCUGUAAAGCUAUUACUUUUAUCAGUAUAAAUACGAAUUAUUCAUGAAGUUUAGUUACCUUGGCUGGUUAGGUCCUGAUUGUCAAACUGUGGUACGCGGGAACAUACCAUAUCAUCCCAAAAAUACAAAUGUACGAUUGCUAAAAUAGGAACGUUUAACUCCGCUGCAACACCUUUUGCAAGCUAAUUUGAGGUAGCAAACAUGGUGGUACAUGCCGUACCAUGGUCUUAUCGAAUUGUUUCCACAGUCCCCUUAUUCCUGACUAAUGUACGAUCAAAUGGUGCUAAAGUGUGUGCGUAUUGUCAAGUAUGUACUGUAACUAUAAAGACUGGAAUAAAUCCAUCUCAAACCACAACUUUAUUACGUUGAACAUGAAAAGUUGUUUGUCAUAUUGUCCUUGAUGUGCUAAUGGAUGUACAUGUUUCUUCUUU